CGAGGCUCGUCCCCGCUGCUGCUGCCCGGUCUCCAGUGUGGAUUUACAUACUCUGAUUUCCGUGGGACUGGGAAACGAGAGAGGAGGGUGGCGAGCCUUUCAGGAACUGAGGGAACAGCCGCAAAUAGCGUAACUUAUCAAAUUUACAACUUGUAGCCUCGACCGUCGGUUCCCCGGUGAACUCCCGACCCUCCGCCGGAGUAACGUUCACUUUUCUCGCGGCUCUCCGCUGCUCUCUCUCAGGAUUCUUUCACUAAGUCUGGAGGAGGUUUUUCGGAGGAGACGGAAAGCAGUUUGAGUUUAACCCGGUUUGAAGGGCUGUGGCCAUGGCCGGGGGUGGCGGCAGCGGUGGUGGGGUUUCUCCGUUGGGGCCCGCGCCGCCGAUGUGGUAUCACCGGGACCUGAGUCGAGCUGCGGCCGAGGAGCUGCUCGCCCGGGCCGGGAGAGACGGCAGCUUCCUGGUGCGGGACAGUGAGAGUGUCAACGGGGCUUACGCUUUGUGUGUACUGUUUCAGAAGCACGUCCACACAUACAGAAUCCUCCCGGACGAUGAAGGAUUUCUGGCAGUACAGACGUCUCAGGGCGUACAGCCGAAGCGGUUCAAGACGCUGCCGGAGCUGGUGUCAUUAUACCUGCAGCCCAACCAGGGUCUGGUCACCACGCUGCUUUACCCCGUGGACAGAGAGGAGACGGCUGUCAGUGAUGACAGGGACUAUUCAGAUGGAGAGGACGAGAAGCCGCCGCUCCCUCCUCGAUCUGCCUCCACCUCCACUCCCCCUGGACCAGACACACCCACAGACAGCCCUCCAGCAGCUAAUGGCCUAAGCACCAUCUCCCAUGAGUAUCUGAAGGGCAGCUAUGCUUUGGACCUUGAGGCGGUCAAACAGGGAGCCUGCUCUCUGCCUCACCUCAACAAGACACUAGUGGCCUCCUGCAAACGCCUUAAUGGGGAGGUGGAUAAAGUUCUGUCUGGUCUGGAGAUCCUUUCUAAAGUCUUCGAUCAGCAGAGCGCGUUCAUGGUCUCCAAGAUGAUCCAACAGUCUGUGAAUCAGGGUGGAGACCAGGAGCUGGAAAACCUUGUGACUAAGCUGGCAAUUCUCAAAGACCUGCUGUCGUCUAUAGAGAAAAAGGCUCUGAAAGCUCUGCAGGACAUGAGUCUGUCCUCUCCGUGCUCCCCUCCUCCUCUCUCCAUGCGUCACAGCAAAGCCAUUCCUGUGCAGGCCUUCGAGGUGAAGCUUGAUGUUUACCUGGCAGAGCUGACAAAGAUAGGAAAGAGUCAGAAGUACACUUUGUCUGUGGAUGUGGAGGGAGGGCGACUCGUAGUGAUGAAGAAGGUGAAAGACAAUCAGGAGGACUGGACCACCUUCACACAUGACAAAAUACGUCAGCUGAUCAAGUCUCAGCGGGUGCAGAAUAAACUGGGCAUUGUAUUUGAGAAGGAGAAGGAUAAGAGCCAGAGGAAAGACUUCAUCUUUGCUAGUGCCAAAAAACGGGAGGCGUUUUGCCAGCUGCUGCAGCUGAUGAAGAACAAACAUUCCAACCAGGAUGAGCCAGACAUGAUUUCCAUCUUUAUAGGCACCUGGAAUAUGGGCUCAGUGCCAUCACCAAAGUCUGUGGCCUCGUGGGUCUUGUGUCGUGGUCUCGGGAAAACUCUGGACGAGAUGACGGUCACCAUCCCACAUGACCUGUAUGUGUUUGGAACCCAGGAAAACUCAGUGUGCGAUCGGGAGUGGGUGGAGUCGCUACGUGCCAUGCUGAAAGAACAGACAGAGCUGGAUUACAAACCAAUCGCAGUGCAGACUCUGUGGAACAUAAAAAUUGCUGUGUUGGUGAAACCUGAACAUGAGAACCGGAUCAGCCAUGUGGGGAUGUCAAGUGUCAAGACAGGCAUCGCUAACACACUGGGUAACAAAGGAGCAGUCGGGGUGUCUUUCAUGUUUAACGGAACAUCUUUUGGCUUUGUGAAUUGUCACUUGACAUCAGGGAAUGAGAAGAUUGCCAGGCGAAACCAGAACUACCUUGAUAUCCUGCGGCUGCUGUCACUAGGAGACAAACAGCUGAGCUCCUUUGACAUUUCGCUGCGCUUCACACACCUCUUCUGGCUGGGAGACCUUAACUACAGGCUGGAUAUGGACAUACAGGAGAUUUUAAACUAUAUUAACAGGAAGGAGUUUGAGCCCCUGCUGAAAGUGGACCAGCUCAACCUGGAGAGAGAGAAGAAUAAAGUCUUUUUACGCUUUGCGGAGGAAGAAAUCUCGUUCCCACCCACCUACCGGUAUGAACGAGGCUCAAGAGACACAUACGUCUGGCAGAAGCAGAAGGCCACAGGGAUGAGGACUAAUGUUCCAUCCUGGUGUGACAGGAUCCUGUGGAAGUCGUACCCAGAAACACACAUUGUCUGUAACUCCUAUGGCUGUACGGAUGAUAUAGUGACCAGUGAUCAUUCCCCUGUAUUUGCUACGUUUGAGGUGGGCGUGACCUCCCAGUUUGUCUCCAAGAAAGGUCUGCCAAAGUCUUCAGAGCAGGCCUACAUCGAGUUUGAGAGCAUCGAGGCCAUAGUGAAGACAGCGAGCAGGACCAAGUUCUUCAUCGAGUUCUACUCCACUUGUCUGGAAGAGUUUAAAAAGAGUUAUGAGAACGACAGUCAGAGCAGCGACAACGUCAACUUCCUGCGUGUGGGCUGGUCCAACAAGCAGCUAACAACCCUGAAGCCUCUUCUCUCAGAGAUCGAGUAUCUACAGGAUCAACAUCUGUUACUAACAGUGAAAUCACUGGAUGGAUACGAGUCCUAUGGAGAGUGUGUGUUGGCUCUGAAGUCGAUGAUUGGCAGCACAGCACAGCAGUUCCACACCUACUUGUCCCACCGGGGCGAGGAAACAGGAAAUAUCCGAGGCUCCAUGAGGGUCCGAGUCCCGUCUGAAAGGAUGGGAACCAGGGAGAGACUAUAUGAGUGGAUCAGUGUGGACAAGGAUGAGACAGGUGGACCUAAAGGGAAAUCCACUAUGGUGUCCAGGGUUGGACAUGAAUAUGUAAAGCCCUCUGCGGUACGUAAACAGCUGGGAGAGCUGGGAAAGGUCAGCGAGGAGGGAGAAAGAAGUAACAAGGAGGAAACUGCUGCAAGACCUAAACAGGACGCAGCAGAUGGUGAUCCGUCGAUCUGCAAGAACAGCUACAAUAAUCCCGCCUACUACAUCUUGGAGGGCGUUCCCAACCAGUCAGCUGCAGCUAUUUCACCUGAGCUCCUCCCAUCUCCUACCUCAGCAAACCCCCAGGCAGCUAAAGCCCCUCCUCCCUCAGCUGGACCUCGAACCAAAACCCCCUGUGCGACCUCAGCGGCCCCUCACCCCCGCAGAGCCAUGACAGGACACCCGGUCCGUGCUAUUAGUGAGGAGGGAUCCUCUGAAGACGAUGGAGGUUCUUGCAUGGCGGGGGCACAGGGAGGAGGAACUGUUGGAAGCACACUGAAUAGACCCCCUCCUGACUUUCCACCACCUCCCCUCCCCAAAGGAGCACUGGAGAUGGUUACAGAGGCCCCCUUCACCAAACCUCGCCCUCUUUACCCAGACCUGGCUGAGGUCAGAAUCCCGGCAACCGGCCCCGGGGCCCCACUUGCCCUUGGAGAGGGUUUUAGGCGAGGAGGAGUUGGAGGAGUCGGAGCGGGAGCGCUGGACGACCAGUCGUGUUCUGUGCUCCAGAUGGCAAAGACACUGAGUGAGAGUGAGUUUCCUGGACAGCCUCCACGUGCUCCUUCAGCUCCACCGCCUCUCAGAGGGCAGCCGAUGGGGUUAGGUCUGGAUGCCUGCCGCACCUUCCCGCCCAGAAAUCCCAUCCCAGAGAGUAUCGCAGAGGACAUGCCAGAGGAGGCACUUUGGGGCAGCAGUAGUUCAUCUUUGUCUGUGGGGGAAUCCUCAGUGGGUGAGUGGCUGCAGAGACUGGGCCUGGAGAGGUAUGAGCAGGGGCUGCUACACAACGGCUGGGACGAUCUGGAGUUCCUCAGUGACAUCACCGAGGAGGACCUGGAGGAGGCGGGAGUGCUCGACCCCGCCCACAAGCGAAUCCUGCUGGAGAGCCUCAAGCAGCAACAGCAGCAGAAAUAAACUGUAUCCAACUGGUCUAUGACUGGUCCAUUCUGGCCUGGAGAACCACACCAGGUCCCAAGAGGCCAAAUCUCAGCUGAACUGAACUGAACUGUGCUGAGCUGAAACGUGCCAAUUGAUGCCAGACUGUGCCUUCGGAGAGAAAUUGCACUCCAUUUAUACUUUCAAAAAAAAAAAACACUUGUUGAACCAACGUCCUUUUUCCACAUGUACUGUAUGUGUGUUGUCAUCGUCAUAGAUGUGGCCUUAUUUAAUGAGAAACAUUUCAGUCCUUCAAGCAUCACUACAUAACCCUCGGCUUUCAAUCCAGACAGAUUUAGAGAUUCAGCUCAACGUCUUGAUGCUGAGUCAUAUGUGUCGUGCCAUGAGACGUGAUCAGUAGCUUCGAGGAAAGCAUUUAAAGCUUACUUCCCUUUCUUUGGCCUGAGAAACUUUACCUGAGAAGUGACGAUGUUUGAGAAGGGCUUUUUUGGGGAACCAGAGCUUUGAAAACACACCACUCGUGUUUUUCUAAACACUGCGCUCUCUGAGUCUCAGGUUUUUUCCCCACUCACGGCCACAUUUGGCAACUGUGGGAAUCAUUAGAGAGCAUUCAAGAGUAAUGUCAGCCCACAGCUCGGUCAGAAGAACCCUUUCUCUUCUGCAAUGGAGGGAAACAGGAUGUGGUGACAGGAAAGAAGCUAGUAAGCCUGGCUGGAGUGAGCUAAACUCAAAUUGUGUUCAAAUUGUGUACUUUAGUGAUGAUGUCUGGGUCACUUAUUGAAAUGGUGGCCUGUGCUGUCCAAGUGUCUCAGCAUGUAUUUAUGGUUGUUUUUUUUUUUUUUUUUUUUUCUGAUGACAAAAGGGAAUAUUGAACGAAUCAACCAAAUCAAAACUUUUAGCCCUAAAAGUGAAUAUUUGACCUUGGUGCAACAUUUAAAUGACAGCCAGUCACUUUUGUGGUUUGUCCUCACUUGACAUUUGAGCCCUUUUUCUAACACUUCCAUGUUGCAGUAGGUUGGUUAUAUUACUAAAAAUUGUCAGUAUUCUCCCACAUAACUGGACAAAUGCAGCAUAGGGUUUCUUGAGGGGUGGCAUGGCUCAGUGGAUAGAGUGGCUGUCUUGCAACCGGAGGUUUGCCGGUUCGAUCCUCGGCCCGUUGUGCUCAUGUCGAGGUGUUAAGAUCCCUAAUUGCUCCUGAUGGGUCGUGGUUAGCGCCUUGCAUGGCAGCUUCCGCCAUCAGUGUGUGUGUGAAUGGGUGAAUGUGAUGUAUAAUGUAAAGCGCCAUUUACCAUUCUUGACACAAUCAGUAGUCAGUUUAUUGGUCAAUAAAUUAUGUUGAUAAGGUAUACAUGUGGUAAUAAAUGCUGCACCGAGGUGAAAUAUGACUUAAAAGAUAUCAAACAGUACACCUCUCAUGCUCACACUUUCAUUGUCUUUGAGGAUGCUAAAUUUCAAUUUGCAGAAGACAUGUGCCCCAGAUUUGAUGGGAUUUAAAUCACUGCUUUUUUAUUUGUAUUUUUUUGAUUCAAUUAAUUUUAAAUUGUCUAAAUGGAGCAGUGUUCAGGGAAUUAGUUACCAUAGCCAAAUAGAUGAACUCAUGGUUAAGAUUUAACAAGCCAUCCCAUUACUAUUUGUCACCAAAACAUUUAAUGUUCUGUAAUAUUUUGCUGAUCUGAUUUGGUCCUUUUGUUACAUUAGUGGAGUUUUAGGAUGAAGAUAUGUUGCGUACACAUGGAACAAGAUGCCACCUCUUGUAAGGCAUUGUGAAACAGAUGUGAGGGAACAUGUUUCCUGAUGUAACCAGCAGGUGGAGCUGCUACUCCACAAACUCCAUCAGUAGAUUAACUUCUUAGACCAUGGUGUGUUUAUUAUAUCUUGUUUCUAAGUGGUUAAAAUCUGAUCUGUCCAGUUUUCAGACUGAUUUUAUUUGUUCGUAAUUGAAAUCCUCCUGUGGAUUCAUCUCGAUGUGACUGAUACAUUUCUUUUUUCAAGGUGUAUCACACUAAACAGUUUCUUCUCUGAAGCACACAGCUUGCUUUCACUACUAAAAUAUCUUUUUUUUUUUUUUUUUGCCAUGUUCUAAAAAGUAAAUCUAAAUGAAUGUGCUCAUACAUAUUUGGGUCUAAAUUUGACGAAACCUUCAUUCGUGACUGCAACACAUUUUUUCAUUUCAAUCCUAAUUUGUGACCCAAAUGCAGCAGUGGAUAUUUUUUGCUCAGCGUUAGACUUUGCAUUUAUAUGUUGUACAAUGUGUCUAAUCCUUUAACAGCCAAACAACCACAAUGCAGAGAAUGUGGAUCUGCCGUUCAGACGUGUUCAAUCUAAUGUCUUUAUAAGCCUUUUCAGUGUUCUCAGUGAUGUGAGUGUGUGUGUGUGUGUGUGUGUUUGUAUUUGUGUGCAUGUGCGAAAAAGCCAUUGUUGUUUUCUGACACUCCAUUUUAUCUUGUUCUUUCAUGUAGUCUUUUACUUUGGUUGUGUUAAGUUAAUCGUUCACACAUGUAUUUUUUUUCAAUUAAAAUCUUAAUAUCUUA
Molecule: messenger RNA, 6610 nt
Organism: Acanthochromis polyacanthus (spiny chromis)
Lineage: Eukaryota; Metazoa; Chordata; Actinopteri; Pomacentridae
Gene: inppl1a
Product: inositol polyphosphate phosphatase-like 1a
Exons: 27
Coding region: 327-4097 (1256 amino acids)
Biological process (GO): phosphatidylinositol dephosphorylation
Molecular function (GO): protein binding; phosphatase activity
Source: RefSeq, a predicted model, not a curated record